Messenger RNA from Phodopus roborovskii (desert hamster), 1135 nucleotides. RefSeq names its product leucine rich repeat containing 52 (gene Lrrc52). The record is from RefSeq and is a predicted model, not a curated record. Bases 94 to 1035 code for a protein of 313 amino acids. Gene Ontology annotation, molecular function: voltage-gated potassium channel activity; potassium channel activator activity; transmembrane transporter binding. NCBI's taxonomy places the organism in Eukaryota, Metazoa, Chordata, Mammalia, Rodentia, Cricetidae. The transcript has 2 exons. Gene Ontology annotation, cellular component: voltage-gated potassium channel complex.
CCUGCCCUGCCCCAGCCCUUGGCAGCCUUCAGAUCAGGACAGCUUGUGCCCGCCCUCAGGAAGGUAGAAGGAGGGGAACAGUGGCUUCUUAAUAUGUCCCUCGCUUCAGGCCCUGGCCCCCAGUUAUUACUCUUUUCUCUAGGAAUGGGGCUAGUGUCAGGGUCCAAGUGCCCAAACAAUUGUCUGUGUCAAGACCAAGAAGUAUUUUGCACAAAUAUGCAGCUAACGGAAUAUCCACUUAACAUUCCUCUGAACACCCGGAGGCUAUUCCUGAGCAAUAACAAAAUCACUAGUUUACCAGCUUUGCAACUAGGAUUCCUCAGUGACCUUGUUUACCUGGACUGUCAGAACAACCGGAUUCGAGAGCUGAUGGAUUAUACCUUCAUCGGGGUCUUCAAACUCAUCUACCUUGAUCUCAGCUCCAACAACCUAACUUCCAUCUCCCCAUUCACCUUCUCAGUGCUCAACAACCUGGUGCGGCUGAACAUUUCCAACAACCCUCACCUGUUGUCUCUUGACAAAUACAUCUUUGCCAACACCAGCUCUUUGAGGUACCUGGACCUCAGAAACACUGGAUUGCAGACCAUGGACCACGAUGCCUUGCACCACCUGGUGGUACUCCAGACCCUGUAUCUAAGUGGAAACCCCUGGAAGUGCAACUGUUCUUUCCUGGAGUUUGCCAUCCACUUAUUAGUGGCUGAAAUAGACCACCCAGAUGGUCAGAAUGCCACGUGUACGGAGCCCACUGAGCUGUCAGGGUGGCCCAUCGCACGGGUGGGGAACCCACUCCAGUACAUGUGCAUCACACACCUGAACCACCAAGACUACAUCUUCCUACUGCUCAUCGGCUUCUGCAUCUUCGCUGCAGGCACUGUGGCCGCCUGGCUCACAGGUGUGUGUGCUGUGCUAUACCAGAAUGCCCGCCGAAAGUCAGGUGGGGAUGAUACCGAAGAUGAGUCUGGGAAUAGGGUCACCAAGCAGAUUUUCCGAAGAAACGCUUACUCCAGCCAGGGUCGAUUCCCUCAUCUGAUCUAGCUGUCAGAGAGCACUACCAAUUGUGCCUUCCCUGGUCUGGCUCCCUGCUUUCUCUCUCACCCUCCCAUCUUACCACCACUGUCUUGGAGACUGAAACCUC